Tachysurus fulvidraco (yellow catfish) is the source of this 2755-nucleotide messenger RNA. It is a transcript of the gene calb1, whose product is annotated as calbindin 1. The record is from RefSeq and is a predicted model, not a curated record. Gene Ontology annotation, molecular function: calcium ion binding. The transcript has 11 exons. Bases 78 to 860 code for a protein of 260 amino acids. NCBI's taxonomy places the organism in Eukaryota, Metazoa, Chordata, Actinopteri, Siluriformes, Bagridae. Gene Ontology annotation, cellular component: cytosol; terminal bouton; dendrite. Gene Ontology annotation, biological process: regulation of long-term synaptic potentiation; regulation of presynaptic cytosolic calcium ion concentration.
CUAUAUAGAGAAAGUGCGGCGAUCAGAGAGGCGCUGUCUCAGUGUUAGAGCAUCGCAACAGCAUCAGCGUGGGAAAAAUGGCCAGCUCUUACCUUCAGGGAGUAGAGAUUUCUGCCUCUCAGUUCCUGGAUAUCUUUCAUCAUUAUGAUAAUGACGGUAAUGGGUAUAUAGAGGGAAAGGAGUUACAGAACUUUAUCAAGGAACUUCAGCAAGCUCGGAAACAAGCAGGCCUGGAGCUAACAGAACAAAUGAGGGCUUUUGUGGAGGAAUAUGAGAAAAAUGCUGAUGGAAAAAUAGAUAUCAUUGAGCUGGUACAAAUUCUACCCACAGAGGAAAAUUUCUUGCUAUUUUUCCGUCAACAACUGAGGUCCUGUACAGAAUUUAUGGAGGCCUGGAGGAAUUAUGAUGCCGAUCACAGUGGCUACAUUGAAGCUGAUGAGCUUAAGAAUUUUUUGAGAGACCUGCUUCAUAGAGCGAAGAAACCUUUUGAUGAGAAGAAGUUAGAGGAAUACACGUCAACCACGCUAAAAAUUUUCGAUUUGAAUAAUGAUGGGAAACUGUGUCUGGCAGAAAUGGCUAGGCUACUGCCAGACCAAGAGAACUUUCUACUGAAAUUUCAGGGAGUAAAAAUGGCCAGAAAAGACUUCAACAAGAUUUUUGAGUUAUACGAUAAGGACAGGAAUGGCUAUAUGGAUGAGAAUGAGCUGGAUGCCCUGCUCAAAGACCUAUGUGAGAAAAACAAAAAGGUCCUAGAAGUCAGCAAAAUCCCUAUAUAUAAGAAGGCCAUCAUGGCUCUAUCUGAUGGAGGGAAACUCUACAGAACGGAGUUGGCACUGGUCUUGUGUGCUGAAGACAUGUGAGAUUCGUCAAUCAGUUAACAUCUCUCAGACUCCUACAUCCUCUCCAUCCACAUCCCACCGCCAGAAAAGCUCACUCAUCAUGUGAACAUAGCUAAACACUGGAUGUAUUUCUGUUCAUUUGAGGAAUGUGUAAUGUACAGGCUGAGUGUAUGUAGGUACACAGAUUUGAGACCGAUGCCACAUACUUUUCAUCCAAUCUAUUGUUUCUAUACCGUUUCUAAAUGUACAGAUUUUUGUAAAGACAAGAUUAAUACAAUACUUAAAAGGACCAGAAUCUUGGUCACUACAUUCAUGAAAUAUGUUGUCACACCCAGAAGAUAUGAGACAUUUCCUGAAAAUACUGAUGCUCCAUGUGUAUUAACUAUAUUCAGAACAUAAUUCAACACAGAAUCAUUUCAUAAUAACAAAUUGAUCGACCUUAUAAUACAGCCAAAGCAAUAAAGUGGUAGAGGAAUGUGGAUGGAAUGAAGCUAUAAAAUAGGGAAGUACUUAUGUGUAAAAUGCAGCAGGCUAAAUUUCUGUUCGCAGUGCAUGUUUGCGACUGAAGGCAUAUCUUGCUGUGCGGCAUUAGCAAUUCCAGCAAGAUUCUAUAAGCACAUACUACAUCUAUAUGAACUGCAUUGCCCCAGCCCACACUCCAGUCUCAUAUUUCCGUACUUGCACUGUAAUGAAUGACGUGCUGUCCCCCAGUGACACUGUGUAUGAGGAUAUUGUACUUAAUACAGCACUAUCUUAACUACUAGUGGUGUGUCGUGGUUUGUUCCAUGCACAUAACAUACAUACUUUAUUUUAGUAUUAGGCAAACCAGCAUGUGCAAAAUUAAAAUACCUGUUUUUAAGAACUUAUUAUUUUUAAAUUCUAAACAUGACACAUGAUAUUAUUACAGUAUAGUGAGAUGUAGUUCUCAAAUUUUCCAUAGCCAGGGACUCCUUUCACUUUAAAAUACAGUAGGUUUCUUGAACUGGCUCAGCAAAGGUUUAUCUAAAUGUUACACUAUUACAUUUUACAAUAAUACAUGGUCAAAUAUUUGGAGACAUAGUGUGGUUUUUUUAAAUUAUUUUUCAUUUGAUCAUUCCACCAAAAGACCACAUUAAGUCCAAGUUGACAUUAUUACAGGCCUACUUGGUUUUGAGUUCUAAUUUUUAGUUUAGACUUUUUAAAAGCAGAGGCCAAAAAGACUAACAACUAUAUGAAUUUUGAUUAUACUGAGCUGAUUUCCACCAUUAUAACAAACUUAGUCCUACUUCACAGACCCCACCUUGGCUCUAGAAGAAUUCAGACAAAUAGUAAGAUCCACAGUGGGAAUCUAAAGGGAAAAUAAACACCCCAUAAUCUUAUCUUAUAAUUGAUCUGUUUCCUCUUAAAAUUGUAAAAAGUUCAGCCAUAUCUUAUCUUAAAGACUUUUGGUGUUUCUUGUGUAAGAAGGAACACAUCUAGGACAGUGCACAGAUACUGAAGGUUCAUUCACCCUUGGGGUAUUAACACGAGGUGAUUUUGAGCGUUCAUUCUAAAUGUUUUCUGAAAAACAGGUGAAAUACAUAGAAUUUCACUGAACCAUUUGCCAACAUUAAUAACAAGACAUAUCUCUCUCUCUCUUCUGCAGCUAUGCAUUUAUUGAACUUUUCCAGUCAAGAGACUAAUGACCUCAGAAAAGCAGGUGUUUGGUUGAGUUUAAUGGUCCUCCACAAGCCCUGUUUCUUGUGUUCUAAGCCAUUAGACAUUGUCCAUUCGCGAUUAAAGUGAAGCUGCAAGAAAGAUGGAGGGAUAAAAACAUAUUACCAUGAUUUAAAAAGAUUCCUUAUGCUAGUUUGAAGUUAUUUCUUAACAAGAAACAGAUAAGGAAUUCAAAUGAAAGGUGAGUACCUGAUAGCAUCUCUCUGUAUUUAUAAAAUAAA